GUUAAAGGGCGUGACAUAUGGGGGAUUCCUGCGAGCUCAGCCAGUUCAUGGGUAUGGAAGAAAGUACUUAAAUGCAGAGGAUUGGCUCACUCUCAUAUCACUGGAGCAGGAGUUCAAGUUAUACAUAGGCAGUACAAUAGAACUACAGAAGAUGGCCAAGGAUGUGCUGGGCUUAUAGGUUCUGUUUUUUUUUGUUUUCAAUUACUUACUGGUAUAGGUUUAUUGGAGUGUAAAACGUUGAUAUUUUGAGAGGGAGGUUGCGAGUUGCACCUCCCCGGGCUUCAAUACAAUUUUGAUUAACCAUAAAAAAAA
This is a messenger RNA of Linum tenue, 312 nucleotides long. The record is from the annotation of a GenBank genome assembly. NCBI's taxonomy places the organism in Eukaryota, Viridiplantae, Streptophyta, Magnoliopsida, Malpighiales, Linaceae.